AUGUCAUCGGCGCAAAUGGAUCCACACGACAAGAUGAGAUCGCGUGACAUAAGUAAAGUCGCGAGAGGCCAGCAAGCACCAAGACCAGCUCACACUCCCGGUACGGUGUCACCCCCACCGGAAAAUGAGGCAACGUUUCGAGCAAAGAGAGGAGAUAGUGGAAGAGAGACGGAUGCCGCGGUGGAAGAACGUUUUCCAGUGACUAAUGAAACGCGACAUUGUUUCAAUCGGUUCAUGCAAUACCAUAAGUGUAUUGAGAAAAAUGGAAGAGAUGCGAAUGAUUGCAACAACUUGAGAGAUUACGUACGUUCAAUUUGUCCCGAAGAAUUGGUGAGCAAAAUUUGGUUGAAAAGUGGGAGGAACAAAGAAAGUCAGGGACAUUACCAGCGUCAAUAUGAAGAUUAG
Molecule: messenger RNA, 405 nt
Organism: Arabidopsis thaliana (thale cress)
Lineage: Eukaryota; Viridiplantae; Streptophyta; Magnoliopsida; Brassicales; Brassicaceae
Product: Cytochrome c oxidase, subunit Vib family protein
Exons: 3
Coding region: 1-405 (134 amino acids)
Biological process (GO): proton transmembrane transport
Cellular component (GO): mitochondrion; respiratory chain complex IV
Source: RefSeq, marked reviewed